UCGGGAGGCCCCUGGACAAAGACACCUACCCUGCCAUGCUGCGCCAUCUGCCCUCCAGGUUGCCAGUCAAGAUGUGGGGCAGGAUUUUGGAGAAACAGUCGUGGAGGGACAGCAGUCAGACCCCUCCCCCAUGUCUUAUCCGUAGACUUGACCACAUCGUGAUGACGGUGAAGAGCAUCAAAGACACCACCAAGUUUUAUUCCAAGAUCCUGGGCAUGGAGGUCGUGACUUUUAAGGAAGACCGGAAAGCACUGUGUUUUGGAGACCAGAAAUUUAACCUCCACGAGGUGGGAAAGGAAUUUGAACCCAAAGCCGCUCACCCGGUUCCUGGCUCCCUGGACAUAUGUCUGAUAACAGAGGUGCCUUUGGAGGAAAUGAUCCAGCACCUCAAGGCUUGUGAUGUCCCUAUUGAGGAGGGGCCAGUCCCCAGAACAGGGGCAAAAGGGCCUAUUAUGUCCAUCUACUUCCGAGACCCCGACAGAAAUCUGAUUGAGGUGUCAAACUACAUCUCCUCGUGAUGGAGGCACAUUCUGUCCUCCUCCUCCAUUCUGUCCCCCUCGAUGUCGCCCUCUCCUUUCCUUCCUGCAAACCCCCACCCAGGCCCAGAGACCUCUGAGGACUGAGGACUUAGGCACUUCACACAUCCUGCUCAGGGGGGACCCAAGACAGGUUUGGGACCAAACCUACAUGUCUGUAUGUCAUCUAAGCUGGCCUAAUAAAUGCAUAACCUCUC
Mandrillus leucophaeus (drill) is the source of this 733-nucleotide messenger RNA. It is a transcript of the gene GLOD5, whose product is annotated as glyoxalase domain containing 5. NCBI's taxonomy places the organism in Eukaryota, Metazoa, Chordata, Mammalia, Primates, Cercopithecidae. The transcript has 4 exons. The record is from RefSeq and is a predicted model, not a curated record. Bases 36 to 518 code for a protein of 160 amino acids.